GGAAAAGAAAUGGAACAAGUUCAGUAACUAUCCAGUCUAAAGUCUUACUGAUAUCUUGAGGAAUCUUACAAAUAUUUAUUUUGAAUUGAGAAAAUGACUGCAGAUAUAGAAGAAAGUACAGGUUGUUGGAAAAGAAUACCUGUCAAAAAGUGGAUCAUCCAAUAGUUAAUUUGGAAGUAGUAUAAAAUAAAUAUACCUGUUAUGGUGCGAUUCUGGAGCGGAGUUAACUCUCUAGCACACAGGUAGCUCUCCAAGGAGGGGGGGGAAAAAAAAGAGAGCUUUCUGUUUUUCUAAAUUAUGGAAAUUUUUUGGAAGACGUGGACAUGGAUUUUGAGCCUAGUCAUGGUUUCAUCGGAAUUUCACAGUGACAACAGGCUUUCAUAUAGUUCUCAAGAGGAAUUCCUGUCUUACCUUGAACACUACCAACUAACAAUCCCAAUAAGGGUUGAUCAAAAUGGAGCCUUCCUCAGCUUUACUGUGAAAAAUGCUAAACCCUCAAGAAGGAGGAGGAGCACAGACCCUUAUGACCAAGAACUGGCAGCAUCUAAAUUAUUUUUUAAACUUUCUGCCUAUGGCAAGCACUUUCAUUUAAACCUGACUCUCAACACAGAUUUGGUGUCCAGACAUUUUACAGUAGAAUACUGGGGGAAGGAUGGACCGCAGUGGAAGCACGAUUUUUUAGACCACUGUCAUUACACGGGAUAUUUGCAAGACCAACACAGUACAACUAAAGUGGCUGUAAGCAACUGCAAUGGUCUGCAUGGAGUCAUUGCUACAGAAGAUGAAGAGUAUUUUAUUGAGCCUUUGAGGAAUGUAACAGAAGAUCCUAGUAACUUUAAUUAUGAGAAUGGUCAUCCUCAUGUUAUAUACAAAAAAUCUACCAUGCACCAGCAACAUCUUUAUGAUCACAGUCACUGUGGAGUCUCAGACCUCACAAGAAGUGGUAAACCUUGGUGGAUGAGUGAUGGAUCUGCUUUUCCAGCUUCACUUCCAGUCAAUGAUACGUUAAGUAGUCAUAGUCGACAGAAGAGAUCAGUAAGCCUUGAACGGUUUGUGGAAACGCUGGUAGUAGCAGACAAAAUGAUGGUGGGAUACCAUGGUCGCAAAGACAUUGAACACUACAUUUUGAGUGUAAUGAAUAUUGUUGCCAAACUUUAUCGUGAUUCCAGUCUAGGAAACGUUGUGAAUAUUAUAGUGACACGAUUAAUUGUCCUCACUGAAGAUCAGCCAAACUUGGAGAUAAACCACCAUGCAGACAAGUCCCUCGAUAGCUUCUGUAAGUGGCAGAAAUCCAUUCUCUCCCACCAAAGUGAUGGAAACACCAUUCCAGAAAAUGGGAUUGCCCACCAUGAUAAUGCGGUUCUUAUUACUAG
Messenger RNA from Phaethon lepturus (White-tailed tropicbird), 1373 nucleotides. Its product is annotated as A disintegrin and metalloproteinase with thrombospondin motifs 6-like. The transcript has 6 exons. The record is from RefSeq and is a predicted model, not a curated record. The annotation marks the transcript as partial. NCBI's taxonomy places the organism in Eukaryota, Metazoa, Chordata, Aves, Phaethontiformes, Phaethontidae. Gene Ontology annotation, molecular function: metalloendopeptidase activity. Gene Ontology annotation, biological process: proteolysis.